AUGAAAACACAAGGUCGGAGGAUCAAGGGUGGUCUGUGAAGAAUGUGGGAACAGAUAGUGUAAGUGAGGAGGAAAGUAAAGAAGAAGAAGAGGGGCGUGAGGAGGGAAAUGACUUAGAAAGUUUCUUAGACGAGGCCACGCCAGGUUCCACCUCAGAAGGAGAUGACGCUUCUCUGCAGCGCAAAAUAAGAGGCUACUUCCAAAAUAUUGACUUGGGUCUCCAAGAUAAUGAGAUCCUGCCUCCUCUGAAGGGCUACAAAGCAUACAACACUCAGUUAGCACGUGCAGGAAAAAAGCAGCACUGGCAGGAGAACCGGUCCCGCAACAGACCCAUCAAGGGGGGCAACUUCAUGGAUGACUUUGAGGGUGAAGGAGAGGAACUGGAGGAGGAGGUUGAGGAAGAAGAAGAGAGCCUCUCUCACAUGGAGGAAGAGGCGAGAGCACGUGCAGAGAAACAGGAGGUACUCCGGCAGCAGGAGGAGGCUGAGAGAGCCAGAGAGGAAGAACAGAGGCUGGCAGACAUUGCCUCUGACAUGUUGCUGCAGUACAUGGGGAGGAAGCAGCAGUCCUACAUGAAGCCCCGGCAGAAAAGCAGCAUGGGGGCUGCCGGCAACACAGCUGAGGACAAACGCUCGGAGGAGGUCCUUCCUGAUGAAGAUGACCUGGACCAGGAAAUGAUUGACAGGCUGAUUGAGAUCAGCAGCAAGCUGCACCUGCCUGCCGAUGAUGUGAUUGAGAUUAUUAGUGACGUGGAGGAGAAGAAGAAAAAAAGGAAAGAGCUACAACAGCAGCCAACCAACACCAACCCUAUUGCCCCACGCUUUAGGCCUCUGGUACCUCCUCCUCUGGCUGCCCCACCUGUUUAUCACUACACAGCCUCAAAAAACCCCAAGAAAGCCCCUUAUAGGUACAACAAGUCCAACAAGAAAUGGCACAAGGAUAAAGUCAAAUCAUACAAGCAGGACUAUUGGUAUAAGCCUCAGAAGCAGCUUGACUAUUGGUAUAAGCCCCAGAAACAGUUUUUAGCCUUCCCCUCCUAUCCAUAUUACCAAAAGCCAUAUAGAGCAUACUACCCUGUUUAUUUCCCAUAUCCCAAACCACAAUAUUAUGGCAAGCCCCCCCCAACCAGAGACCAGACCAUCGGCCCCCAGGAACUUGACCUCCAGGCCCCAAGACGCCGGCACAGAGGCGGUGGUAAGAACCGUGGACAGGGCUGGAGGCAGCAGCCACCACCACGCCUGCCUCUCACCCCUUAUAUCUCUAAUUAUAUCCUUCCUCACCCACGGACCUACCAACCUCUACCCCCUCCCAAACCAAUAACCACACCCAGGAGAGGCAGGCGACCACCCUACUACUAUCCACAAGUCACACCGCCAGAUGACUAUGAGGAAGAUGGGCUGGUGCCUCAGCUGGACAGUGAGGAGGAACUGGAAAACUUUAUUGAGAGGAUCUACAUGAAGCGCAGAAUGUAUUGAGAGACUUUUUUGGACAUUGUCCGAUCAGAGGGACUCACGGAGGUGGGAUAGUUAUACAGUAGCCGGAGGAAAGCUAAAGCAGAGGUGGAAAAAAAGAUUCAGAGGAGAUGUGUUUUGAGCCUGAUGGAAAUUUAAGAAGUGAAAAGUUAGAUUUUUUUUUGGGUUAAUCACUGUAUUUUUGUUGAUUUUCUCAGUCAGGGAGAGGAUGAAGGUGUCCUAGUUUAAGCUCCCUGUAACCAUGUUCAGCCUCUUGCUCAGUUUACAUUUUAAAACAGAACAUACCAUGGUGUAUGUCUGCCUCCAUUCAGGUCAAUCUCUGAUGUUCUUGCAUAUUUCAGAGAUAUAUGGAGAACAUGUGCACACACACACACACACACACACACACACACACACACAAACACACACACACACACAAAUACACAUACACUUACAUAGAAUCACAUUUUGACACAUUCACAAGCAAAUGUGGCCAUUGUAAGAGAACCAUGUUUACAACAUCACUUUGUAUCUUCAGUUUUAUAUUCUGUAUGUCACAUUACAAAACUAAAGUAGUUCAAUUACUUCUUAUCUAUACACAUACAGGAAAAAAAAGAACACUGAUAUUGUCAAAUGUUGAAGGUAUAUUUUUGUUGUAGUUGAUGUGUGUAGUUGCCUUUCUUAUUUCUGAUUGGAUCAACCUUAAACAGCUGCAAUUUGCAAAGGUGCCAAAUACACACAUUUCAGUUUUUCAAACUCGAGAUUCAGAUUUUUGCCUUACAAGCACCAUGGUUCUAUAAGGGAAAUAUCAUAUCGCAUAAUUCUAUCAUCAUCCCAAUGUAGAAACCCUGUGGACUCCAAAAGCACAAUGUUAAACACUAAACACUUCCAACCUGGUGGACUAAGGGUUUUCAAACAUUUUGGGAUCCGGAAGUUAUUGUGUCAGCAUAUUUACGGCAGAUCUACCAUCACCACAUCCAGGCAGUGCUCCGUAACUCUGCGGGAGUGCUUCAUGUUUGGUUUUUUUUAAAUCAUUUUCUUGUUGUUCAUCUCUAAUUCACAUUUACUUAAAUUUGUUUUGCACUCCUACUUGCAUCAUAUCUAUUGUCCCUAGUUUUUCCUUUCCUUUAAAAAAAAAAAAAAAAAAAAAAAAAAAAGAUAUAUACUUGAAAUCACACUAUCUGUUUUGCAGCCUUUUUAAAAACAGAUUUCCACCAAGAGGCUACAAACAUUUUUUUCAUUUUUCAGAAGAAAUUCAUUGAAAAGUUUCAGGCCGGGGAGUCAGGGAUUGUGCUUAAACCGUUAAAUGCACGUCUUUCUACUUGCAUCUUAAAAAAUGAACAAAAAAAAAGAACAAAAAAAAGAGAAAAAAAUAAAACAGUAUGGAGAAUUCAAAAUUGUUGUUUUCUCUGAAUAAACUGUGAACAUAAAAAUAAAAAUAAAUCUCAAAGGAAGAGGGCCACUGUGUCCACAGUGAAGCCAUCUGUCUUGUAAAAGGAGAGUGUUGUUGUUGAUGUCACUUUAGCAUUGUAAGAUGUACAGUGUGAAAUAAAUAUGCCCGUGCAAUGUGUAAAUAACAGCAUGAUGAUUACUAGUUUUGCUAUAUGAUAAAAAAUAAAAGCAAUUAUUUUA
This is a messenger RNA of Archocentrus centrarchus (flier cichlid), 3083 nucleotides long. Its product is annotated as neurofilament medium polypeptide. The transcript has a single exon. NCBI's taxonomy places the organism in Eukaryota, Metazoa, Chordata, Actinopteri, Cichliformes, Cichlidae. The record is from RefSeq and is a predicted model, not a curated record. Bases 351 to 1475 code for a protein of 374 amino acids. Gene Ontology annotation, molecular function: neuropeptide hormone activity.